Messenger RNA from Plenodomus lingam JN3, 1089 nucleotides. The record is from RefSeq and is a predicted model, not a curated record. NCBI's taxonomy places the organism in Eukaryota, Fungi, Ascomycota, Dothideomycetes, Pleosporales, Leptosphaeriaceae.
AUGGUAGUGAUUCGCUUACCAAACCAGGAUUAUAUAUUUCCAAAGAACAACCCAAAGGAUACUGCGCCUAACAACGAGCGUGGUAUUGAUACAGAACUUCGUAGCGCUCAGAUCGAGUUGCGUCUCAGUGAACUAGAAGAAGCGUAUCGCGUCUUGGAAAUCAUAUGUGCUGGAGACGGCGAGAAGAUCGCGCGGCAAAACCGGCGUUGCGAAGGCUUUGUUGGUGGCUCAUCGCGAGGCUUGAAGGGAAUCAAUUGGCAAAGAUGGAAAGGCAGAUUCCAUGUUGACAAGAUGAUACUUGCUGGGCAUAGUUUUGGGGCUGCGACGGUUGUCGAAGCUCUCAGACAUACAGCUAGGUUCAGAAAUGUGCAAGCUGGAAUCAUCUACGACAUAUGGGGGGCCCCUAUCAAACCACCAGCGGAGGAUCCCAAGCACCGCAUCAAUCUACCCUUGCUCUCAAUCAGUAGCGAGGCAUUCAUGUACUGGGAAAAGAACUGGAACGCCGUCAUGAGCCUGAUGGAGGAAGCGAGUGAGCAUGGUGCACCGUCUUAUCUGUUCACCGUCAGAGGCUCAGUGCACAUCUCACAGUCCGACUUUUCAAUCAUGUAUAGGCAUCUCACGUCCUUUCUCAUGAAGGCGACAGUGCACCCACAGCGGGCAAUUGAUCUUAACAUCUCGACAAGUUUGGAAUUUCUCCGGCUAGUAAUUCCAUCUGCCGGAGGUGGAAAGGCGAUUAUCGACCGUUGUAUGACGGACGAGAAGAUCUUGGAGACACCUGUUCUAGAAGUGAUGCCAACAGAUCACCGUCCAGACGACGAAUGGAUCGCUGCGAGGCUCCGUGUCGAACAUGAAUUCAGAAAACGCGUAGCAUCUAGUGUGCAGAGGAAGCUCAAACGGAAGAAAAAUGGAAACGCUGGGGUUUACUCCACUUCAGAUGAGAUGUGGUGCCACUUUAAACCCACAGAAGAAGAUUUAAAAAGAUGGAUAGAGGUGGAAGACAAAGGAGCGAAUCGCAGAGAUGACAGUUAUGCACAAUCUCGAAGACACACAGAAUCAUACUGGAGAAAAACCUGCGAUGGAUGCAAUUGA